Aspergillus versicolor CBS 583.65 is the source of this 1502-nucleotide messenger RNA. RefSeq lists its product as uncharacterized. NCBI's taxonomy places the organism in Eukaryota, Fungi, Ascomycota, Eurotiomycetes, Eurotiales, Aspergillaceae. Bases 402 to 1166 code for a protein of 254 amino acids. The record is from RefSeq and is a predicted model, not a curated record. The transcript has 2 exons.
CCUCUAUUCCCGUUGGCACACCUUCAUAUGUAUGUAUAGCACUCAGAAUCAUUCGCCGUUAUCUGCCACAUCGCUACACUAAGAGGGGGAAGGAGAACUGCACGGCUCAGGUACAGAAGGGGACUGAGAAGGCUAAUGAGUAAAGCGGCAACAAUAGUUGAUAUUGGCACGGGGCCUGAUUUGUUGAUAAACCUGAAGUCGAUAUUGUAUUCAGCAAAGGGCUCAGCAUGAAACUAAAAAUGAAAUGGCCCCAACAGCUCUGAGCGUGGCGUAGACCCAUUCGAAGCACUCAGAAAGCAUUUCUGUCCCACAUAUUUAUCCCCCGUGUGCUCGGCAAUUUUAGAAAUGAUGCCAACAGUCCUCACCACAUCACUAGGACCCCAGGUCACCAAACUCUCACCAUGAGUCUCAUGAUACUAUGCACUUUCGUUCUUGCGCUUCUCGUCACGUCAAACGCGACAACGUGUUAUACCGCUGAAGGAUACGCAGUCGAGGACGACAAAUAUUUGCCAUGUAUUGCUAUUGACGGAGUCGAGUCAAUGUGUUGUCGGCUCAAUGACACGAUUCCCGAUACCUGCCUUUCCACUGGUCUUUGCUUUGCAAAUAGCUCAUUUGCCACUGGGUAUUGGAGGGAUUUUUGUACCGAUCAGACAUGGGAGAGCCCAAAUUGUUUAGCAAAGUCUAUUUGCAGUACUGCGGAAGGUGGAAAUUCAAAUGGAACGACUGCUGUCACACCCUGCGGGAAAGGUAAUAAAUACUGCUGCGGUAACGACGAGUCGUGCUGUGAUGGCGACGGCGGAUUUACCCUGAACGACACUCUCGUCACGAUCGGAGGGAUAGCUACGACCAUGGUUACGGCAACAGCCUCAACAGCCCCGGCUAAGAUGAAAUCAGGCUCGUCGGAUGCGUCCACAAAACUCGCAAUUGGCCUUGGUGUUGGAAUUCCGUUGGCUGUUUUAGCGGCCGCCAUGCUAGGCGCAGGAUUUCUCUGGGGAAGGAGAAAUGCGCUACACAAAGCUCCGCAAAACACAUCUUCCGACGGUACUGCUGGAACUUUGGUGAAGCCGAUAAUGCAGCCAGAGAGUUAUCAGGAUCAUCCUCAGGUCUAUCCUUAUGAGGCACCCGACUCUUCAUUACCACCCUCCGAGCUACCAGCAGGGAAAUAACUGGUAUUGUGUCUUACGGGUCAGCGCAUAUAGCAUAAAGUCUAUGCAGUGGGGCAUACUAGACCAUUACAUCCAUAUCUUGCGGGUGAUGGAUACUGGUGACUCUGGUUGAAAGCACAUGGACGACAAAAAAUGUCAGUCUCGACGCAGAUUAAUGAAAUAUGGCCGAAUGUACAGCUACGAUUCUUGUUGACACUUAUUUACUCAAGGGAAGCCGGGCCCCAAAUGGGCAGCAGAAGAGGUGUCUUCAUACAGUCUGAUACAAAUAAGCCACUUUGUUCUUGUGUGAAAUACAGUUUGUGUUGCCUAUCUAUGUAAUCUAUUUUUCAGCGAAGC